Messenger RNA from Dibothriocephalus latus, 960 nucleotides. The record is from the annotation of a GenBank genome assembly. NCBI's taxonomy places the organism in Eukaryota, Metazoa, Platyhelminthes, Cestoda, Diphyllobothriidea, Diphyllobothriidae.
AUGCUGUAUACCUGUUCCUUGCAGUUUUGCCCGGAGAAUUCCUCUCCUGUUGGACUCGCCUAUACCAUACUGAUCUACAACAUUGUAAUGCCCUGGCUUGUUACAGUCUUCUUCGAAUAUCGCGUCCUCCCCCAGGAACGUAUGGCUGAACAGAACAUUCCUUUGGUUACCUUACAGCAUUCCAAUUCGGGAAUUAUUGUCGCCCUCGUUUCUAAAAACAUAGAACGUUUAAAUGAAACCGCGCCGGAUGACAUGGAGUCGGUUGUCUCUCCUUCUAUUCAUCGUUGGGCAGCCGCCGUCGCUAGAUCGACUUACACGGCUAGCAUUUACGCAUCGCCCCGAGGCUCCGUUAUCGAUGAUGAAGAACCGCUGCUUCCAACUCGAAAACUCUCCAACUACGGGUCGACCGAAGCGCCCUUCGAUGUUGCAGCUCUUCUCAUUCAAGCGUCCAAAGUUCGCAACGACGCAUGGAACGCAUACGAGAAUGCGGUAUGGGACUCUUGCUCUAAUUCAUCCUUAUCUUCGCCGUCAGAAUUUACACCGCAGAUAUCUUCUGCUUGCGUGCCUGGUUUCAGGCCGAAGCUUUUCCGUGUCGAGGGUUUCAUCCCUGCACCUCCGCGGAUGAUAUUCAACGACCUUGUGCAUGGUGUGGAAUUCAGUCCGCACUGGAAUCCGACCAUCGCCUCUGCAAGGUAUCUACAAACGUUCCAAAGCGAGAAUUUGGACAUCGUACACACCAUGUCUAAGGACGUCCUCGGUGGUCUUAUUAAACCUAGAAACCUCGAGCGCACAUUAGUCUCUCCUCCCACCCUCGACAGGCACGCCGUUAGGAAACGCACAUUUACGGCUUUCGAGCGGAUCAACCGUGUGCACAGUCAGUCAGCCCUGGGUGAAGUCCGCCACGUUUCAUCAACACAUUCAGUAGCUACAUCUUCAACUCCCCAAGUUAAAACUGGCUGA